AUGGCUUUCAUCCACUGCGGCUCUGAAGAAUGCGCUAAAUCUGAACUUGAUUUAUUCAACAUUGGCCCAACACAGACCAGUAUUGAGAGAAGCCUGUUUAUAGAGGUACCCCCUCUCUCUGCCCUUUCAGACUCUGCACCACUGGAUUUCUACAUUCCAGGGAAUGGGGAAGAUUAUAUGGACUUAAAUAACACUUUGCUUUAUGUGUGUUGCAAAAUUGUCAAUCCUGACGGAACCAACCUCGCUGUAAAUGAGGAGGUAGGCCUGGUGAAUUAUCCAAUAGCAUCCCUCUUUAGUCAGCUGGAUGUGACACUUGGCGAUCGUUUAAUAAGCCAAAGCAACAAUUCCUAUCCCUAUCGAGGGUAUUUUGAAGCUGUGCUAAACUACAGUCAGGCUACCUUGGAGACACAAUUCUCUACAGCCUUGUUUUUCAAAGAUAUCGCUGGCGAACAUGAAUCUGCGGAUCUGGAGGGAGAUAAUACUGGUUUUAUUAGAAGGGCAAAUCUGACCGCGCAAAGCAGGAAGAUAGAUCUGUUGGGUCAUCUCCACUCCGACCUGUUUUUCCAAGAAAAGCUGCUCUUAAAUGGGGUUGAUGUGAAAAUCAAACUUACCCGGAGCAAAGAUGCCUUCUGCUUAAUGUCUGACGUUGCAGAUAGGCCUUUCAAACUUCAGAUUGUGGCAGCCUCACUUUUUGUUAAAAAAGUCAGAGUAGCUCCAGGUGUACGUCUGGGCCAUGCCGAAGCGUUGCUGACCUCUAACGCCAAAUAUCCUGUGGACCGUGUCAGCAUGAAAGUGUUUAGCAUUCCUAGAGGGAGCCGUGUAGCCAAUCAGGAAAACCUGUUUUUGGGUCAAUUACCUAAGCAAGUUAUUAUCGGUAUGGUCGACAAUGACUCUUAUAGCGGUGAUUAUCAUAAAAACCCAUUUAAUUUUCAACAUUUUAAUACCAAUUUCGCGGCCCUUUACCUGGAUGGAGAACAGAUACCCACCAAACCUUUUCAACCGUGUUUUGAGGACGGAAAUUGUGUCAGAGAAUACAUGAGCCUUGUACAGGCGGCUGGCAAACACAUGAAAGACCGGGCGCUUUUAAUUAACCGUGAAGAGUAUGCCAGAGGUUACACCCUGUUUGCAUUUGAUCUAACCCCCGAUCAAGAGGGGGGUGACCACUAUUCUUUGAUUAAAACAGGAAACCUGAGGGCUGAAUUUCGCUUUAGUAGAGCCCUGCCUGACACUAUAAAUAUGAUUGUUUAUGGAGUUUUUGAUAGCUUAAUACAGAUUAAUAACCGCCGGAAUGUUGUUUUUGACUAUAUGUAA
Messenger RNA from Elgaria multicarinata webbii, 1311 nucleotides. RefSeq lists its product as uncharacterized. Lineage: Eukaryota; Metazoa; Chordata; Lepidosauria; Squamata; Anguidae. Gene Ontology annotation, biological process: deoxyribonucleotide biosynthetic process. The transcript has a single exon. Gene Ontology annotation, cellular component: cytosol. The record is from RefSeq and is a predicted model, not a curated record. Gene Ontology annotation, molecular function: ribonucleoside-diphosphate reductase activity, thioredoxin disulfide as acceptor. Bases 1 to 1311 code for a protein of 436 amino acids.